Myotis lucifugus (little brown bat) is the source of this 2945-nucleotide messenger RNA. RefSeq names its product Janus kinase 3 (gene JAK3). Gene Ontology annotation, molecular function: non-membrane spanning protein tyrosine kinase activity; cytokine receptor binding; ATP binding. The annotation marks the transcript as partial. Gene Ontology annotation, biological process: cytokine-mediated signaling pathway; intracellular signal transduction; cell surface receptor signaling pathway via JAK-STAT. The record is from RefSeq and is a predicted model, not a curated record. Gene Ontology annotation, cellular component: cytoskeleton; membrane; cytosol. Lineage: Eukaryota; Metazoa; Chordata; Mammalia; Chiroptera; Vespertilionidae. The transcript has 20 exons.
CUUUUACUUCCCCAACUGGUUUGGGCUAGAGACGUGUCACCGCUUUGGGCUUCGGAAGGACUUGGCCAGCGCCAUCCUUGACCUGCCAGUCCUGGAAUACCUAUUUGCUCAGCACCGCAAUGACCUGGUGAGUGGCCGCCUUCCGGUGGGCCUCAGCCUCAAGGAGCAGGGCGAAUGUCUCAGCCUGGCUGUGCUGGACUUGGCCCGGAUGGCCUGUGAGCAGGCCCAGCAGCCGGAGGAUCUGCUGAAGACCGUCAGCUACAAGACCUGCCUGCCCCCGGGCCUGCGCGACCUGAUCCAGGGCCUGAGCUUCGUUACGCGGAGGCGCAUCCGGAGGAGGGUGCGCCAGGCCCUGCUCCGCGUGGCCACCUGCCAGGCUGACAGACACUCACUCAUGGCCAAGUACAUCAUGGACCUGGAGAGGCUGGACCUGGCGAGGGCCACGGAGACCUUCCUCGUGGGCCUCCCCGGGUCGGCUGGGGGUCAAGAGGCGAAGGGACUGCUCCGCGUGGCCGGUGGUAGCGGCAUCGCCUGGAGUCCAGGAACACAGGAGGUCUUCCAGCCUUUCUGCGACUUCCCAGAAAUCGUGGACAUCAGCAUCAAGCAGGCCCCGCGCGUUGGCCCAGCUGGGGAGCAUCGCCUGGUCACCAUCACCAGGACAGACAACCAGAUCCUGGAGGCUGAGUUCCCGGGGCUGCCAGCCUCCUUGUCCUUCGUGGCGCUCGUGGACGGCUACUUCCGACUGACCACGGACUCCCAGCACUACUUCUGCAAGGAGGUGGCGCCGCCGCGGCUGCUGGAGGAGGUGGCCCAGCAGUGCCAAGGCCCCAUCACCCUGGAUUUUGCCAUCAACAAGCUCAAGACUGGAGGAUCCCUCCCUGGCUCCUACGUUCUCCGCCGCAGCCCCCAGGAUUUCGACAGCUUCCUCCUCACUGUGUGUGUCCAGACCCCGCUGGGCCCCGAUUACAAGGGCUGCCUCAUCCGGUGCGACCCCACAGGAACCUUCUCCCUGGCUGGCCUUGGCCGACCCCAUAGCAGUCUCCGAGAGCUCCUGGCGGCCUGCUGGGACGGUGGUCUGCAUGUAGACGGGGUUGCUCUGAACCUCACCUUCUGCUGCACCCCUAGGCCCAAAGAAAAGUCCAACCUGAUUGUGGUCCGGAGAAGUUGCAGUCCACCCACAUCAUCCCCUGUUCAGCCCCACUCGGGAUGCCAGCUGAGUCAGAUGACAUUUCACAAGAUCGCCGCUGACAGCCUGGAGUGGUGUGAGAACCUGGGUCAUGGAUCCUUCACCAAGAUUUACCGGGGCUGUCGCCACGAGACUGUGGAUGGGGAGCCUCGGGAGACGGAGGUGCUGCUCAAAGUGUUGGAUGCUAAGCAUAAGCACUGCAUGGAGUCAUUCCUGGAAGCAGCGAGUUUGAUGAGCCAAGUGUCGUACCAGCAUCUCGUGUUGCUUCAUGGCGUGUGCAUGGCCGGAGACAGCAUCAUGGUGCAGGAGUUUGUACGCCUGGGAGCACUGGACACAUACCUGCGCAAGUGUGGCCAUUUGGUGCCCGCCAGCUGGAAGCUUCAGGUGAUCAAACAGCUGGCCUAUGCUCUCAACUAUCUGGUCACGAUGCCCAUCAGCACCCUGGAGCCCGCCAAGAAGCUCCAGUUUUAUGAGGACCGGCAGCAGCUGCCUGCCCCUAAGUGGAUGGAGCUGGCCCUGCUGAUCCAACAGUGCAUGGCCUAUGAGCCAGGCCACAGGCCCUCCUUUCGCGCUGUCAUCCGUGACCUGAACAACCUCAUUACAUCAGAUUAUGAGCUCCUCUCGGACCCCACACCUGGUGCCCUGGCGCCCCAUGACGGGCUGUGGAAUGGCGCCCAGCUCUACGCCUGCCAGGACCCUACCAUCUUUGAGGAGAGACACCUCAAGUACAUCUCACAGCUAGGCAAGGGCAACUUUGGCAGCGUGGAACUGUGCCGCUACGACCCCCUGGGAGACAACACGGGCGCCCUGGUGGCUGUGAAGCAGCUGCAGCACAGCGGGCCAGACCAGCAGAGGGACUUCCAGCGGGAGAUCCAGAUCCUCAAAGCCCUGCACAGCGACUUCAUUGUCAAGUACCGCGGCGUCAGCUAUGGCCCAGGCCGCCAGAGCCUGCGGCUGGUCAUGGAGUACCUGCCCAGCGGCUGCCUGCGCGACUUCCUGCAGCGGCACCGGGCGCGCCUCGAUGCUGGCCGCCUGCUCCUCUACGCCUCGCAGAUCUGCAAGGGCAUGGAGUACCUGGGCUCCCGCCGCUGUGUGCACCGCGACCUGGCAGCGCGGAACAUCCUGGUGGAGAAUGAGACGCACGUCAAGAUCGCUGACUUCGGCCUUGCCAAGCUGCUACCGCUGGACAAAGACUAUUACGUUGUCCGGGAACCGGGCCAAAGCCCCAUCUUCUGGUACGCCCCGGAGUCCCUCUCGGACAACAUCUUCUCACGCCAGUCAGAUGUCUGGAGCUUUGGGGUUGUUCUGUACGAGCUGUUCACCUACAGCGACAAGAGCUGCAGCCCCUCCGCUGAGUUCCUGCGGAUGAUGGGAUGUGAGCGAGAUGUCCCGGCUCUCUGCCGCCUCCUGGACCUGCUGGCCGAGGGCCAGAGGCUGCCUGCACCUCCAGCCUGCCCUGGCGAGGUUCAUGAGCUCAUGAAGCUGUGCUGGGCUCCUAGCCCACAAGACCGGCCAUCCUUCAGCACCCUGGGCCCCCAGCUGGAGGCGCUGUGGAGUGGAAGUCGGGGGUAGCGUGCACCUUCCCUGCUUGUCCGGAGGGAGACCCUCACUCACCGUCGUUUUUAUAUCUCCCGCACCUCUGGGUUCUUGUCUCAAUGGACUGGCCUCGCGAGUUUGGGCAGGACGCUGCUCCUCUCUAGGCCACCGGCUUAGAGUCUAAUGACAUUGCAUGUGGGGGCAUCCCUGGCUUGUGGAGCAA